Molecule: messenger RNA, 641 nt
Organism: Antechinus flavipes (yellow-footed antechinus)
Lineage: Eukaryota; Metazoa; Chordata; Mammalia; Dasyuromorphia; Dasyuridae
Gene: PPY
Product: pancreatic polypeptide
Exons: 3
Coding region: 297-533 (78 amino acids)
Biological process (GO): feeding behavior; neuropeptide signaling pathway
Cellular component (GO): extracellular region
Molecular function (GO): neuropeptide hormone activity; neuropeptide Y receptor binding
Source: RefSeq, a predicted model, not a curated record
CUCAGUUUCUGUUCUUGACUGUCUGUCUCUUUCCCUGGCUCAUCUCUUUCUUUGUCUCUCUGUCUCUCUCCCUUCUCCUUUCCUUGUCCCUCUCUUUCUUGUCCCUCCUUUUACUUUCUUUCCUUUCCUUUUUCUUUUUCUCUUCUGCCUUGCUCUGUUCAUUUCUCCCUCACCCUGACAUCUCUUUUCUCCUUUCCCUUCUCCUUCCCUCUCUUUUCUUCUUUCUCUCCAUUUCUCUUCUGCCUCCUCCCCUGGCCUUUCCUUCUGACUCUUCUCUCUCAUCCUUUGUUUCUCAGAUGGCUGCCCCUCAAUAUUGGCUCUCUCUUCUGGUCCUCUCCUGCUGCGUGGCUCUCUUGAGUGCUCAGAGGGCUCCUCAGGAGCCAGUUUACCCUGGAGAUGAUGCUACCCCGGAGCAGAUGGCCCGGUAUGCUGCUGAGCUCCGAAGAUAUAUCAAUAGGCUCACCCGGCUCAGGUAUGGGAAGAGGGCCGUGGACCAGAGAUUCUACCAGGAUGGUGUGGAUAUCUUGCAGUAGAGGGUUCUGCUGUAAUAUUCCCAGGACACCCCAUCAGCUGAACUUUCACUGCUCCUGCCUCUCCCUUUAUCCAGAGCCCUGCGGGCAGUCCUGGCCCUCACUCCCCUG